This is a messenger RNA of Seriola dumerili (greater amberjack), 1066 nucleotides long. RefSeq names its product WW domain-binding protein 1-like (gene wbp1). The transcript has 4 exons. Lineage: Eukaryota; Metazoa; Chordata; Actinopteri; Carangiformes; Carangidae. The record is from RefSeq and is a predicted model, not a curated record. Bases 134 to 1009 code for a protein of 291 amino acids.
AGCAAAAACACGUCUGAGUGCGACAGGCUGAACCGUUAACUAGCAAUAGCCACCUGCAGUCACCUCGACAAGUCGUCGAUUCGACCGACUGCUAUAUGAUUCCCGUCGUGUUAACGGCCGUCAACCCAGAAAGAUGCCGCAUAAAGCACUGGGAUCCAUUGUAGGUCUUCUUUGUACCGGGACCUGUCUGGUGCAGGCAAAGGAGUUCUGUUUUGGGGUAAACAAUGAACAGUACCGCUGUGAGAUGGGGUACUGCUGUGGAGAGACAGAGUGUUGCACCUAUUACUACGAGCUCUGGUGGUUCUGGUUAGUAUGGACCCUGAUCAUCAUGCUGAGUUGCUGCUGUGCGUACCGACACCGGAGGGUUAAGAUGCGCCUGCAGCAAGAGCAACGUCAGCGUGAGAUCAGCCUCAUGGCCUACCAAGGAGCGUCUAGCUCCUUCAUUUCCCCUCCACCACUCAAUCUAAGGUUCUGGAACGACUGUAAGCUUCCUGACUAUGAAGAGGUGGUAGGCCACCCACCGACACCACCCCCCCCUUACUCUGAAAACCCUCCUGAGACUGCUCCAGCACUCCCUCCACAACUGCGCCAGCCAGACGCAGCCUCAGUGCCACAACCCCUGGCCGAGGCAGACCCGAGGGCGGACAGUCAGGCCUCAGGCUCAUCAUCAGUUCAGGAAGCAGUGUCAAUGCCGAUCCAAGCACAGUGUCUGGAAGCGGAGAACGUGGAGGCUUCGUUGAUGCCAGCAGAGGAGGAUGAGGAGCUUGUCACUCGGCGUCGGCAUGUGACCGGCGACUCAGGGAUUGAGGUGUGUGUUUGCCAGCUGGAUGUAGACGAGGGCUCGGGGCUUGAGGAGGAAAGCGAUGAAGAGCACAGGAUGUGCAAGGUCACCGGCGGAGACUGCUGUUCCGGGCAUCAGCAGCAAGCCUUCAGACCCAAGGAGCAUACCUCUGAUCUGCCCAGCCAGACCGCCAGCACCAGCACCAGCACUGGAGACCACAUGGUGUGAUUCACAGCGUAACAAAGGCAUGACUAUAAGAUGAUGAUCAUAACUAAUCUUUAAUGG